AUGCGAUUUUUGAUUCUUUUUUCUACAUUUAUAUUGGUUAAAUCCGCCCCACACAGUUUGGAAGAAGAAGAGUUACCGUUUAGUACAGAUAACUUUCCAACACUUCUGGAUGAAGCGAAUUCAAGUUCGGAAGAAGAAAAAGAUGAAUUGGCCAUCAGUUAUUCCGACCAAGCUGACGUUUUAAAGAAGCGUAUGAAAAUGAAGAGUAUGUUCAAUACAAAUGGUCCUCCAGCAAUUGGAACCGAUUUAUUCUCAAAUGCAGCAGUUGAAGAAAAUGUGAAAAAACUAUCUUACGAGGGAUCUGGUGAAGGUGUGGAUGAGAAUGAACCGUCCACAACCAUUGAUUAUUUCAAUAUCGGAAAUAGCUCUGCUGUUGAAGACGCUGUUGUUGAGUCAUCGUCUAAUUCAAGCACGUUAUACGACCAGAACACAAGUGACGCUCAAGUGGAAACAGUAUCCGACACGCUCUAUCAGAAGACAGAAGCUGAAGUCAAUGCCAUCCUGCAUACAAGUGAAUCCAAAUAUGGUGGAGAAAAAGAAGAUGAGGCAGUUGAGGAAGGUACCAAGAUGACAACUGUUUUGGAUGUUCAAGACUAUUCUGGAAACGAUACCGAUUCAAAAGUGGUGUGUGCUGCUCCUCCAGUCUGUGGAAAAAACUGCUUUGUUACUAUAAAUGACAAGGGGUGUCAAGAUUGUCAAUGCUUAUGGAUAGCUCAAGACUGUGAAAUUGACAAAGAUUGCACCGAAAAGAAUCAAUACUGUGAUCUGGGAAAAUGCAAUUGCCAACCUGGGUACCAGCAGAAUAUGAGAAAAUCUGGAGUCUGUGAAGUGGAAUCAGACUCUGAACAAGGUCUUAUACCUCCACCAGGUAGUACAAACAGUCGCGAAGUUGAAGAAAAUGAAAUAACCAAGAAAAAUUUGAAAAGGAACAAACGGUCUUCAAAACCUCGAUUAUCGGAACGACUUGAGUGGCCAGGUGUUUGUGAUAAGAAUGAACAGUGUCCAGACAAUUUAGUAUGUAUUCAUGGAGAUUGUUGGAGCAUUCCUGAAAAAAUUCGACGAUCAGAUGACCCUCCGAGAACUGGUAAUGUGAUCAUAUCAAGAAACACAGAUGAGGAAGAUGAAUCAAGAAGCGUGUCUUUUGAUACUGAUCAGAUAAUGGAACCAACAACACAAAGUACACUACCAAUUCCGUCCGAACCAAUUAUUAUAACAGCUACAGAAGCUUCUAAAAGAGGAAUGGCAAGGUUUGUGUCUGAAGAUUUUGCCAAACAGCUUCAAAGAACGACUGCCAAGGUCAAAAAGUAUGAUUGGUUCCCUCCGACAACUACUUCAACGGCACCAACCACUCAAUUUUCGAUGACCACCAGACCUGUUCCCACCGCUCCACCACUUACAGUAGACCAGUUUUUCAUUAUUGAAACCACCGUGUCCCCAUCUCCAAUACCACCUACACCGAGAAAAAUUGAGGAUGAUCACAAAAUGGAGUAUAUGAAAGAGAGAAAACCAAAUUUUCUGGGGGUGAAGGAGGAAGUACAAGAAUUGGAGUACCCCGUGUCGUCACAAUCUCAUAUCAAAAAGAUACAUUUAGAAAUGCCACCAUCCCUACUCCCACACCGCCGAAAACCGAAAAAGAUGAAAACAACAACAGCCACUCCAGAUGAUGCUUCAGAAGUGGAGGAAAUGAAGUUAUUCUAUUUGAUCUUCGUUAUUUCAAUCCUUGUUCUUUUCAGCAGUGUUGACGAGAUUGAAUUCCCGAUUUCAUCAAAAAUCAAGAACGGUUUCAAGAAGCCACGUGCUUUGAGCGCCGAACCAACACGAGAGGAAUUAAAAGAUCACAAGAGUUUAGUUGAUCUUUUCAAUUCACACGCGGCUAGAGGUUUCGAAAAAAACACUGAUGACGUAAAACCUAGCUUUCAAAUCUUACAAAGCUUCACCAGCUCAAGUCCAGAGCCCACUCCGGAAAUUCAGGUUUCUUUAGCAAGCGAAGGAUUUGGAAAACAGUUUUCACCGAUACCUGAUUUACCGAACGAAGGCAAAAUCAUAACUGAAAGAAAGCCAUGGAUGAUUCAACAAGGAAAAAUAUAUAAUAUCCCUCCAUUGAGUAAUAUAAGUGAGGAUAUGGCAUCAGAUGAUCCGCCAGAGGUUACUCCGGAGCCUGCACCAUUCCAGCAACACCAAAUGGGGGUAUGGUAUCCAAUGAAGAAAGGAGAUAUCCCACAUUUAGGUAUUUUCAGUGGAGAAUUUAGACGAUCCCCAGUAAAUAAAAUCAGAACGACCGAUGAUUUCCGGUUAUACAACGAGUACACAAAAGCUAACCGUUUUAAUAGACCUAUCCGAAUAGAAAUGGACAAUGCUGGUGAUCAUAUGCGGAAUGAAUGCCGGGACGAUAGGAAUUGUGGUAAUCAAACCGUAUGCUGCACCAAAAGAUGGUGCGAUAGGACUAAUAAUUGUGGACUCGGGAAGUUUUGUUUGACAAGUUGCGCAUCCAGCAAAUUGACAUUCCUACCAUCUUCAAAUCACGCAGAAAGUGUUAUCGAUAUUAUGUACGAUUAG
This is a messenger RNA of Caenorhabditis remanei, 2556 nucleotides long. RefSeq lists its product as uncharacterized. The record is from RefSeq and is a predicted model, not a curated record. The transcript has 19 exons. Lineage: Eukaryota; Metazoa; Nematoda; Chromadorea; Rhabditida; Rhabditidae. Bases 1 to 2556 code for a protein of 851 amino acids.